AUGCCACCCAAAGGUAAAGGUGGUGACAAAGACAAGUCGAAAGCCAAGGACGCGGGAGAGGCAAAGGGAGGCAAAACGAAGGGAGCACAGUCGAUCAAUGUUCGACAUGUUCUAUGCGAGAAGCAUGCAAAAAAGGAAGAAGCACUGGCAAAGCUCAAUGCCGGCUCCAAGUUCGAUGAAGUUGCUCGCGAGUUCUCCGAAGACAAGGCACGGCAAGGAGGCUCACUAGGCUGGAAGACGAAGGGCGCCCUUAUGCCGGAGUUUGAGGCUGUUGCAUUUGAGCUGGCUGCUUCAACGACCAACAGUCCGAAAUGGGGUGAGUGCAAGACGAGCGAAGGUUACCACAUCAUCAUGGUCGAAGGUCGCAGGUGA
Recurvomyces mirabilis is the source of this 372-nucleotide messenger RNA. RefSeq names its product Peptidyl-prolyl cis-trans isomerase pin4. Gene Ontology annotation, molecular function: peptidyl-prolyl cis-trans isomerase activity; DNA binding. The transcript has 2 exons. Lineage: Eukaryota; Fungi; Ascomycota; Dothideomycetes; Mycosphaerellales; Teratosphaeriaceae. The record is from RefSeq and is a predicted model, not a curated record. Gene Ontology annotation, biological process: rRNA processing. Bases 1 to 372 code for a protein of 123 amino acids. Gene Ontology annotation, cellular component: nucleus.